Effrenium voratum is the source of this 981-nucleotide messenger RNA. NCBI's taxonomy places the organism in Eukaryota, Dinophyceae, Suessiales, Symbiodiniaceae. The record is from the annotation of a GenBank genome assembly.
AUGCUGCGGAGCGGCGGAGCGGCGGAGCGGCACCCAGCGGUCUGGGGCCAAAGUUUGUGUCCCGAGCGCCUGGAUGCCGAGGGCCUAGAGCAGGCCGCGGUGUCCUUGGUGCGUCGCCCCCCGCCCUCAGCGCUGCUCUGCGCGGACGGCGCCUGCGGGCGCUGGGCCCCAGAGGCGGGCGGCGCCCCCGCGGCGCUGCCGGCGCCGCCGCAGGGGGCGCUGUGUUUGGCGGCCGAGAGGGCGGACUCCUCGCAGCUGCUCGCUGGGUACCCCCAGGGCCUGGCGCGUCUCUGCGGCGACUCCUCCCAGACCCUUCGGGCUCGGUGCGGGAGCGUCCUGGCGGCGGCGUUCUCCGCAUGCGGAGCCUACUGCAUCACCGGCAGCGAGAAUUGCACCGGUCGGGUGUGGAGCGUAGCGACCGGAUCCUGUGUCAAGACGCUUUGUCGGCACAGCGGGGCUGUACUCGCGGUUGGUCUCUCCAGCAACGUGGACUAUGCAGUAACGGGAGGCUCUGAUGAGCUGGCAAAGCUAUGGGAUGUGAAAACAGGGAAGUGCCUUCAUGUUCUUGGUGGUCACACCGGUGUUCUUACAUCCGUCGCGUUUGCUGCUGAAGAUCAGCGUGUCAUAACCGGAUCCUUUGAUGGCUCUGUCAAAGUAUGGCGCUGUAUUUCCGGUGAUUGUGAGAUGACUUUCUCCGGUUCUUCGCCAGUUCUCGCGCUGGCCGUUUCGGCUAACCUGGCGGUCGCCGGCUGCUUUGAUGGCAGGUGUGUGCUCUGGGCGCUCGAUACGGGCUCCUGCUCUCAAACCAUCGAGGGCUCGGAUGCCGUGCGCUCCGUCGCGAUCUCGCGGGACGGGGACCAGUUGUUGUCCGGCGAUGCGGCUGGCUCGUGCAGGUUCUGGAAUUUGAAGACUGGCCUUUGCAAGCAAACGUACCUUACGCGUGGCGAGCCGAUUUUACACGUCAUGUUGCAGUGUGAUUGA